CAGAAAGAACAGACAAAAUGCUGGCAGGGCACAGGACAAAGCACUCGGGACAAAAUAUCCAUGAAAAAAAUGACAUUUUUUUAAAAUUUUCAAAUUUCCCACCGCUGGUGGCACCCGUAUGUCCGACGUCACAGGGACCGGAACACAGAAGCCGGAUGCCGGCAUUGGCCGGAGGAGAUGGCCGGGGAUGCUGCAGAAGACACAUCUCAGGAGCGAAGGACAAGGUAAGCUCUGCAGGGACUCCCUAUGCAGCGCCGCAUGGUAAGCCCGAGUGUAGCUCGGGGUUACCGCUUUUGGUACUGACA
This is a messenger RNA of Staurois parvus, 305 nucleotides long. Lineage: Eukaryota; Metazoa; Chordata; Amphibia; Anura; Ranidae. The record is from the annotation of a GenBank genome assembly.